This is a messenger RNA of Oppia nitens, 1896 nucleotides long. Its product is annotated as glycosyltransferase 25 family member-like. Gene Ontology annotation, molecular function: procollagen galactosyltransferase activity. The record is from RefSeq and is a predicted model, not a curated record. The annotation marks the transcript as partial. The transcript has a single exon. Lineage: Eukaryota; Metazoa; Arthropoda; Arachnida; Sarcoptiformes; Oppiidae.
AUAAGUUGUUUGGUGGCCAUCGAUGGUGAUAAUGAUGUCAAUGAUUUUGGUGAAGACAACCGAUUGUUGCCAACCAUUCAAUUGGUUUUAUUAGUUCAUCCGUUUAAUAAAGCAAAUUAUUUGCCGCACACUUUGGGAUCAAUUGAACAACAAUUAUAUCCGAAACAUCGGAUCAAACUAUGGAUUUCAACGGAACAGUUGCUGGAGUUGUCGUCGACCGAUAAAAUUACUGAAGACAUGAUUGAUAUGAAUCAGUUGACAAUCGAUAUGCUGAAGAAGUGGAUUCAUCACAACCGACGACAUUAUAGUGACAUCGAGUUAGUAUUGGGACGACGUUAUCAACCCAUUGAUGAAGAAGUGUUACCCGAAGUCGAUGGCUAUAGAUAUUGGACUACUAGUCGUUUUAAACUAUUAGUCCAAUUGAAGACAUUGGCAAUGAAGACGGCCCGACAAAAUUGGUCACAAUAUGUCCUAUUCAUUGAUUCGGAUGUUAUCCUAACGAAUCCAAAUGUAUUCAUGACUUUAUUGACCACUAAUACGGAUGAUAUGAUAGCCGUGGCACCGAUGCUCUACUCGUUAGGCACUUAUAGCAACUUUUGGGCCGGAAUUACCGAUAAGGGUUACUAUAAACGAACCGAUGACUACAUACCGAUACUUGAAAGACAACGUAUCGGACAGUUUGUCGUACCGAUGAUUCAUUCGUGUCUUUUCAUUAGUUUAGUACACAAGAAGUCAAUGAAUUUGACAUUUGAUUCCCGAAAUAUUAUCAAUGAGUCGUCGGUUAUACCAUUUGACGAUAUCAUAGCAUUUGGCAAAUCGGCUCAACUAAACCAUAUAGAUCUCUAUGUCGACAAUCAACAAGUCUGGGGUUAUAUACCACCGCCACUUGAUUUAGUCAACCAAUCGUUUGACUCAUUAAAACAAGAUCUGAUUGAUUUAGAAUUAGAAUCACUAAUCGAAGGAUCAGAGUUUCCCAUUUCUUCAGCACUCAUAUCGUAUGUCACUAAUGAAGAAAAUAGUGAUACAUUAAAUGUGGAUCAGAUAUAUGUGAUUAAUUUAGUCAGAAGAACUGAGCGACGAAAACGAAUGAUAAAAUGUUUAAAAAUUUUAGGCAUCAAAGCUAGCAUUUGGGAGGCCAUCGAUGGCAAACAAUUGACUGAUGAGAUUAUUCAGGCUAAAGGUAUUCAUCUAAUGGAUGGUUAUUUAGAUCCGUAUCACAAAAGGCCGAUGACUUUCGGCGAAAUCGCGUGUUUUCUAUCGCAUUAUACCAUUUGGGAGGAUAUGAUUGGCAAGAAUUUGUCGACAGUUAUUGUUCUCGAAGAUGACGUCCGAUUUGAACGAAAUUUCAAGAAUCGUUUGAAACAACUGUUAUCACAAUUUGAUUCAAUUAGUUACGACUUUUUAUAUUUGGGUCGAAAAAUACAACAUAAAACUAAUGAAACAGUUAUUCAAAACGGUUUGUUUGUUGAGCCCACCUAUUCUUACUGGACUAUCGGCUAUUUGAUUACCAGAUCGGGUGCACAAAAACUAUUGGACACCAAACCAUUGGAACAAUUGAUUCCCGUCGACGAGUUUUUGCCAAUAAUGUAUGACAAACACACUGACCAGUCAUUGAAACUACAGUUUCCGAUACGUAAUCUCAAGGCAUUGAGUGUCAAUCCAUUGCUUAUACAUCCAACACAUUAUGUCGGAGACGAUCAAUACAUUAGCGAUACUGAAGAUUCAAAUCAUAUUAACAGUGGAUUAAAUACAAACCAAUUUAUUAAUGGUUUUCAUCCAAAACAUACAGAAUUAUAGUUUAAUUGUGUAUUUCAAUCAUCAAAACCAGUCAUAAAUUUCUAAUCAUUUAGCUAUUUAUAAGUCAACUUUUUUUUAAAGAAAAAUUUAUUUAAUUAA